Molecule: messenger RNA, 1173 nt
Organism: Colletotrichum siamense
Lineage: Eukaryota; Fungi; Ascomycota; Sordariomycetes; Glomerellales; Glomerellaceae
Gene: epoA-2
Product: putative epoxide hydrolase
Exons: 7
Coding region: 1-1173 (390 amino acids)
Biological process (GO): epoxide metabolic process
Molecular function (GO): epoxide hydrolase activity
Source: RefSeq, a predicted model, not a curated record
AUGUCCGACUACGCUCAACCCCCACACACCCCCACCCUCGAAACCUCGCCCUUCCGCCUCUCCACGCCACCGGAAGAGCUGCAAGAACUGCGCGACCUCGUGCGCCUGUCGAAGCUCGGGCCAAGGACGUACGAGAAUUCAUCUGCGGGCGGGAAGUACGGGAUCGAGUAUGAGUGGAUGGCUGAGGCGAAGGAACGCUGGGCGGAGGGGUUUGACUGGACGGUUAUUGAGACUCGUGUGAACGAGCACCCCAACUUCAAGGCCAAAGUCGUCGACGACGACGGGGCUACGUACACCGUCCACUUCCUCGGCCUCUUUUCGCAAAAGAAGGAUGCGAUCCCGUUGAUGUGCAUCCACGGAUGGCCGGGCAGCUUCCUCGAAUUCAUCGGCUUCCUCUCAGCCUUGAAGACCAAGUACACCCCCGAGGACCUCCCCUACCACGUCAUCAUCCCGUCCCUCCCAGGCUACGCCUUCUCCGACUCCCCGCCGGUAGACAGGGACUGGGUGCUGCAGGACUCUGCGCGGCUGCUGCACAAGCUCAUGGCCGGGCUGGGAUUCGAGGGCGGGUACGCCGUGCAGGGCGGCGAUAUUGGGAGCUACACGGCGCGGAUCAUGGCGCGCACGUAUGACUCCUGCAAGGCGCUUCAUCUGAACUUUUGCGCCAUGACGUGUCCCGAGGAAGCAGCAGACACGCCGCUCGAAGAGUAUGAGCGAGAAGCCCUAGAGAGGAGCGACAAGUUUGUCAAGUUUGGCACCGCGAUUGGUGAGAAAUUCCUCACGUGGACGCACGAAACCCCCUCCAUGGACGAGAUACUCGCCUCAGUCACGCUGUACUGGCUCACCCAGACCUUCCCCCGCGGGAUCUACCCGUAUCGACAGGAAGUUAUCGACGACACGCGCGGGUCCAUGACCGACGCGGAGUGUCGGCGGGUGAUCAAGGACGGCGCGAAGCGGUACAUGUUCCACCCGGACCCGGAGUACUACUGCGAGAAGCCGAUGGGGUACUCGUGGUUCCCGUACGAGAUUGUGCCGGUGCCGAAGGCGUGGGCGGCGACGACGGGGAAUCUGGUCUGGUACCGGCCGCAUGACAAGGGUGGGCAUUUUGCUGCGUAUGAGCAGCCAGAGGCUCUGCUGGGUGAUGUCGAAGACUUCUUGAAGCAGGUCUGGGUGUAG